AUGGCUCCCGCCCCGCCAGACCCGUCUGCUCCAACGCACUCGCACCCUGACCAUAGUGAUGCCUCUCAAUCCCAACCCGCCACCCGAGUCCGUCGAAGAACGCGCAAACGAGAGGGCCCGCCUCAGCUACAAUUCCUCACCGCGACCGACCUUUCCCAAUUUAAAGAUGAGAAUGCGAAACGAAGCGUGCGGUCCCAGGCCAUGAUCCAGUACCGCUACAAGGCCGAUCAGCAGAAACGCAAAAGCAACAAGGACAACCCUCGCCCAGAAUCGGAGGAGACAUCACCCCAGAGUCAGACCUCCCCCGUCGACACCGCCAGCUCGAGUAGCAUCUCUCCCACCUCGACCCGACCGCCCCGUAAUGAUAGCUUCGAUAGCGCCACGAGCCUCGGGAGCAUUCCCAGCCAGCUCGCCGUCCCAACCUACAGCUUCAGCCACGGCCCAAUGAUGGCCGAGGGCUUCCACGACCAACACAUAUAUCCUUCCACCACCGAAGCAUGGCAGGGCGUCAUUCCUGACGAAGGCUUCUCGGAGGAUCCCUGGUUCCUGACACAACCUUCGCAAGCGCCCGUCGUCCCCGCAUAUCAUGACCGCUACAGCCGUGCGUUAUCCAUCCGCCCACUGAACACACCCGCAAGGCGAGUGCUCGAAUACCAGGAGACGCAGGAGCAUGAGGAAGCCCAUAUUCGCAUCAUCGUGUCCGAGUUCGCAAACUUCCGGCCCAUUGGUGACACCGUCGACCCGUUCACAGUGCUGCCCCAAUUCGCGAGUCCAGAGCUGAGUUCCGUCUACCUCGUCCGAACCUGCAAUCGCGCAUUCGUGUCCCGUGCCACCAUCGUAAAAUGGAUACCCGUCAUGCUCUCCAACCCGCAUCUACUCCUCAGCGCCAACAACAUCACCUCCACGUGGUUGGAUAUGCAUGCUGGCUGCUCUGGGGACAGUAAGCGCACGGCCUUGGUCAAGUCGGAGACUAUCGGUUGGAUCAAUGAGAGAUUGGGACACCCUGAGCAUCAAUUUUCGGAUGCGACUCUCAUGGUCAUACUUCACCUCUUAGCUGGCGAAAUGUGGUCGUCCAACGAGAAAACUCUACGGAUCCACCAAACUGGCAUUUCUAGGCUGAUCUCCCUUCGUGGAGGUCUAGAUUUGAUCAGUGCUAACGGUAGCGCUUUGGCAGAAGUGUCUACCUCCUGCGUAGUUCACGCCGACAUCAUCUGUGAAACGGAGCCCUUGGCCAUGUUCAAUAACUGGAAUCCGCCCGAGGUGGGCCCCCUCGACCAGGACACGCCCAUGCCCGAGUCCCCAUUAUAUUGUCCCCGAUCUGAACUUUUCACCCUGGCUCAGGAUCCCAGGUGCUCCGAACUUACCUACGGUAUCCUCUGCGACAUGCGCGAUCUGACCGACCUCGCCAUUGCGCACUACAGAGGACUUGAAUCAAUGCUUGCGGCGACGCAGACGAGUAGGGAUCGUGCAAGAAUGAUGGAAUUCGCAUCACAGUACGAUGCCAAGGUGGCCGAGAUCCAGGCCCGCCUCGCAGACUUGCCCUCUGCCCGCCAACCAGACCAGUCUGUGAGCAAUGAUUGGGUUUACGAGUCUUGCCGCAUUGCCGCUAUCAUUUAUGCUUCUGCCAUCAUAUCGAGGGUCCCUUUCUCGCAAGCUGCAGAUCCCGGCCGGGCCAUCGUUCUCUCCAAUGCCAACAUGGCCGCCAAUGGCCACCUGAUGCACCGGAGGCUCACGGAGGCCCUUUACGAAGUAGUGGAGAGGUCGAACAUGGAAUCGAUAUGGGGCAACAUGGCGGGCACUCUCUACUGGGUGACUGCCGUGGGGGCAGCAGCUGGUCGUACUCGGCUUACUAUCAACAUUGCUCAGACACCUUCGCGGACUCAAGCUUAUGCAGCGUGGAUACGCAGAUGUUUGAUUAUGUUUGCUACACGAGUCAUGUUACUGCUCAUUUUCGAACAUCCUCGAUCGAUCCUGUUGGCACAGAAGAGACUGGUCAAGAUCCAGGAGAUCAUUGCGGGCGGCGCCACCAACUCGAGACUGUUAGCAACCUGA
This is a messenger RNA of Aaosphaeria arxii CBS 175.79, 2052 nucleotides long. RefSeq lists its product as uncharacterized. NCBI's taxonomy places the organism in Eukaryota, Fungi, Ascomycota, Dothideomycetes, Pleosporales. The record is from RefSeq and is a predicted model, not a curated record. Bases 1 to 2052 code for a protein of 683 amino acids. The transcript has 2 exons.